Messenger RNA from Coffea eugenioides, 2495 nucleotides. Its product is annotated as CSC1-like protein At4g02900. Gene Ontology annotation, cellular component: plasma membrane. NCBI's taxonomy places the organism in Eukaryota, Viridiplantae, Streptophyta, Magnoliopsida, Gentianales, Rubiaceae. Gene Ontology annotation, molecular function: calcium-activated cation channel activity. The transcript is spliced from 12 exons. The coding region runs from base 76 to 2346 and encodes 756 amino acids. The record is from RefSeq and is a predicted model, not a curated record.
GGCCGUUUAUUUCUUCUCUUUCAGAGGGUUCAAAAUACACAUUUCAGGUGAUACGUAGUAGUAUUGAAGGACACUAUGGCUAGUGUUUCAGAUAUUAGCGUUUCAGCUGCUAUCAAUCUUCUUUCUGCGUUGGCAUUUCUUCUGGCCUUUGCAUUUCUACGGCUGCAACCAAUUAAUGAUAGAGUUUAUUUCCCAAAAUGGUAUCUCAAAGGUAUAAGGGCAAGUCCUAGAAGUUCGGGACCUUUUAUGAAGAAGUUUGUCAAUUUGGAUAUAAGAAUGUAUUUGAAAUUCUGGACUUGGAUGCCUGCGGCAUUACGGAUGCCACAACCUGAGCUUAUAGAUCAUGCAGGGCUCGACUCAGCUGUAUAUAUUCGCAUUUAUCUUCUUGGAUUGAAAAUCUUUGUCCCAAUAGCCAUACUUGGUUUUGCUGUCCUGGUGCCUGUCAAUUGGACUGGGAAAACAUUAGAGCAUAUUCACAACUUAACAUUCAGCAAUAUUGACAAGCUUUCCAUAUCCAAUGUUCCUUCAGGAUCAGAGAGGUUGUGGGCACAUCUACUAAUGGCAUAUACUUUCUCAUUCUGGACAUGCUAUGUUCUUUACAAGGAAUACAAGAUUGUGUCUACCUUGAGGUUGCAUUUUCUUGCUUCUGAAGGUCGUCGUCCAGAUCAGUUUACUGUUCUUGUGAGAAACGUACCUCCAGAUCCUGAUGAGUCAGUUAGUGAACACGUUGAACAUUUCUUUUGUGUAAAUCACCCGGAUCAUUAUCUCUCUCACCAGGUCGUAUACAAUGCAAAUAAACUAGCAAAAUUGGUGGAAAAGAAGAAGAGUUAUCAAAAUUGGCAUACUUACUACCAAACCAAGUACGAGAGAAACCCCAAAAAAAAGCCGACAACAAAGACAGGUUUUUGGGGACUUUGGGGAAAGACUGUUGAUGCCAUUGACUACUAUACAGCUGAAAUUGAAAAGUUGAGUGAAGAGGAAGCUACAGAAAGAGAGAGAGUCAUGAGUGAUCCUAAGGCCAUAAUUCCUGCUGCAUUUGUUUCAUUCAAAUCCCGAUGGGGUGCAGCAGUUUGUGCACAAACCCAACAGUCCAGUAAUCCGACAAUUUGGCUGACAGAAUGGGCUCCUGAACCACGUGAUGUUCAUUGGGCAAAUCUUGCAAUGCCAUAUGUUGGACUCACCAUUCGGAGGCUUUUGGUUGCUGUUGUAUUAUUUUUCCUCACUUUCUUCUUUAUGAUCCCUAUUGCAUUUGUGCAAUCUAUGGCAAAUAUCGAAGGAAUUGAAAAAGUUCUUCCUUUCUUGAAGCCAUUAAUAGAAGCCAAAACAGUCAAGUCCGUCAUUCAAGGUUUCCUUCCAGGAAUUGCUCUGAAGAUAUUUCUGAUUCUUCUUCCAACAAUUCUCAUGACCAUGUCGAAAAUAGAAGGCUUCACAUCCCUUUCAUCUUUAGACAGAAGAUCUGCUGCAAAGUACCACUUGUUUCUGCUUGUUAAUGUUUUCUUUGGCAGCAUCAUCACAGGAGCAGCAUUUGAGCAGCUUCAGAGUUUUCUCAAGCAGGCUCCAACGGAGAUACCAAAAACUGCUGGUGUGGCUAUUCCCAUGAAAGCAACAUUCUUUAUCACUUACAUAAUGGUUGAUGGUUGGGCUGGCAUUGCUGCAGAGAUCCUUAGAUUGGUUCCAUUGGUUAUGUUCCAUUUGAAGAAUACUUUUUUGGUCAAAACGGAGCAGGACAGGGAGGAUGCCAUGGAUCCUGGUUCAAUAAACUUUGCUACCUCAGAACCCCGCAUACAGUUGUACUUUUUACUGGGACUUGUGUACUCGGUUGUCACACCUAUACUCCUUCCGUUCAUCAUCAUAUUUUUUGCCUUUGCUUAUGUGGUUUUCCGUCAUCAGAUCAUCAAUGUGUACGACCAAAAAUACGAGAGUGGGGCAAAAUUCUGGCCAGAUGUGCAUCGUCGUAUAAUCGUUGCUUUGGUAAUAUCGCAGCUUCUAUUGAUGGGGCUGUUAAGCACCAAAAAAGCUGCCAAUUCAACACCAUUGCUGAUUGUACUUCCAGUCUUGACAAUUUGGUUCCAUCUCUUUUGCAAAGGGCGAUUUGAGUCAGCAUUUGUAAAAUUUCCAUUACAGGAUGCAAUGGUGAAGGAUACAUUGGAAAGGGCCACGGAGCCAAACCUAAAUCUGAAAGCAUACCUCCAUGAUGCUUACAUACACCCGGUUUUCAAGUGUGUUCAGCUUGACAAGCCGAAAGCAGUUGAUGAUGAGGAGAAUAACCCACUUGUUGCCACCAAGAGAAAUUCCCGUAGGGAUAGUAAAACUGGGUCCGAUGGCAUUCCUGAAACAUCAGUUUGAGAUACUUCCCUCAUAUGCGAUUUCAGUAUAAUUUAUCUUGAUUCUUCUUUGAAUGCGAUAAUGAUUUACUUGCACCAGGGUUUGUGAUUGCUAGAAACAGUUUUGGAUGUACACUUGUUGAUAGAUAUGGCAUUAACUGUGCAUGUACA